CAUACAAACAUGUCGGCCGGAGUCGGGGGAGUACCGGUCGGGGAAAGCAGCAACGACCGCGGCGGCUCCGGAGGCAGCAGCGGCGGGGGCAGCGCGGAGACGGAUCGUGCUACCUUCGAGUGCAACAUUUGCCUGGACACGGCCCGAGACGCGGUGAUCAGUUUGUGUGGACACUUGUUCUGCUGGCCCUGUCUUCAUCAGUGGUUGGAGACCCGUCCCAGCAGACAGCAGUGUCCUGUGUGUAAAGCCGGGAUCAGCAGAGACAAAGUGAUUCCUCUGUACGGACGAGGCAGCUCCAGUCAGGACGACCCUAGGUUGAAAACACCACCUCGACCUCAGGGACAGAGGACAGAACCAGAGAGCAGAGGAGGGGGCGGGAUGUUUCAGGGUUUGGGCGACACAGGGUUCCACAUGUCUUUUGGGAUCGGGGCAUUUCCCUUCGGGUUCUUCACAACAGUUUUCAACGCCAACGACCCUUUUCACAGAGCAGACCAGUACACAGGCGAACACCAGGCCAACGGAAACCAUAACAACGGUAACCCUAACAACAACAACUGGCAGGACUCCCUCUUCCUGUUUGUCGCCAUUUUCUUUUUCUUCUGGCUCCUGAGUGUGUGACCUCUGCGGCAUCUGGAUCUACAACAAGACAACAAGUACUACGGCGAGAACUACGGCAAUAAAAAUGGCCAAAAACACUCACGCUUCUUCCCAGUAUGGUUCAUAACAGGGCCGUGGGCGUUGGGAGAGCAUUUUAUUGUAUACCUAAAGGCCAAAGAGUAGCAGCAUUCAUCAUUUUCAAAGCAAAUGGACAGAAAGAAAAGUAGCAAAGUUGAAUUUUUGGAGCUACAUUUUGUCUUAAACUGCCAUUGCACUGUGAAGACAGCACUAAAGUAAUGUCCCA
Periophthalmus magnuspinnatus is the source of this 901-nucleotide messenger RNA. RefSeq names its product ring finger protein 5 (gene rnf5). Gene Ontology annotation, biological process: ubiquitin-dependent protein catabolic process. The transcript is spliced from 7 exons. NCBI's taxonomy places the organism in Eukaryota, Metazoa, Chordata, Actinopteri, Gobiiformes, Gobiidae. Gene Ontology annotation, molecular function: ubiquitin protein ligase activity; metal ion binding; ubiquitin-like protein conjugating enzyme binding. Bases 10 to 618 code for a protein of 202 amino acids. The record is from RefSeq and is a predicted model, not a curated record. Gene Ontology annotation, cellular component: endoplasmic reticulum.